Molecule: messenger RNA, 234 nt
Organism: Adineta ricciae
Lineage: Eukaryota; Metazoa; Rotifera; Eurotatoria; Adinetida; Adinetidae
Source: the annotation of a GenBank genome assembly
AUGAACAAAGCUCCUCGACAGAAACGAGCUGAAAUCCAGCGCUUAACUAGUAUCUCUAAUCUCCGAACAAAACAAUUAAGCAGUAGUGCAGUUGGUAAACGAGGCCACGAAGAACCAGACCGUAUCGAACAUUUCGAUCUUGAACUUCGACCAAGCAAAUUACACGAUCUUAAAGUUGGCGAGUUUAUUAGUGGAGGCGACAGUAAUGGAAUAUUUACUAAAUUUUCUGGUUAA